Humulus lupulus (European hop) is the source of this 785-nucleotide messenger RNA. Its product is annotated as heavy metal-associated isoprenylated plant protein 16-like. The coding region runs from base 150 to 524 and encodes 124 amino acids. NCBI's taxonomy places the organism in Eukaryota, Viridiplantae, Streptophyta, Magnoliopsida, Rosales, Cannabaceae. The record is from RefSeq and is a predicted model, not a curated record. The transcript is spliced from 3 exons. Gene Ontology annotation, molecular function: metal ion binding.
CACUACAACCACGUCAUGUUCCACAAAACCAACCGAUUCAAUCUCCACAACAACACUCUCCCCCUCACGCACUCACUCUUCCAAACAACGAAAGAAGAUUUCAUCUCUUCUUAUAGAACAAAAAAAUCAUCGUCGUCCUCUUACUCAUCAUGAAGCUAAAGGUGGUCAUCAAGGUCGCACUGGAUGACCAGAAGUGCCGCACAAAAGCCAUUAAGACUGCAGUUGGAGUUAAUGGAGUAACACAAGCAUCACUUCAGCAGGAGAAGAGCCAAAUAGAGGUUACGGGAGACGACAUCGACGUGGUUUUGCUGACCACUCUGCUCCGAAAGAGCUUGAAGCACGCAGAAGUGGUGAGCGUGAGUCCCAUUGAGAAGAAGGAAGAAGACAACAAAACUGAAGUUGCUCAGCUCCUUUGGCAUCCUUACGUGACCACAGAAUCUUAUUACCAAAUGCCAGAGCCUGGAUACGUGUCGUACAACCAUGCCUACCACUACCAGCAACCCUCCUCUUGCUCCAUUAUGUAAUUUUUUUCUGACAGAUAAUCUAAAGAGAAAACUUCUCUCGCUGUUUGAUCUAAUCCCUCUCUUCUUCUUUUUCUUUUUUAAUCAGUCAUUAGAGCUUCUACUCUUUUUUUAAUUCUGUAAUUUUUUCCUCUGAGAGCGAUCCAAAGAGAGAAGGGUGAAAAGGGUCGUGCUUGCUUAGUUAUUAUAUAAUGUAUCUAUACCUCUGGAGACUGAAGAUGGACUUGUUAAAAUUAACACAGGCUAAUUAUGCUUUUUGAACUA